UUAAAUAAUGGAUAACCGAUUAGAAAGAAAUGUCAAUAAACUUAUGGAUCGUUAUAAGAAAACAAGUCAAUAGAUAGACUAGAUCAUGUAAUAUGAGCCAACUCCUCAAUAACCUGUCUCAUAUUUUAUAGGUAGAUCAAGACCAAGUAAACUUAAUGAUGAUGAGUAAUCUAUUCAUCAAAAAUAGUAGAGAUGAUUCUUCAAGAGAAAGACGUAGAUAAAGUGGAUCUUUAGAACAAAUUAGUAGACUUAGGGAAACAUUAAAUGCUAAAGAUUUAUAAGAAAGAGAAAAAUAUGAAAGAAUAAGAAUCUUGAAUAAAGAAUUAAAAGUAUACUCUUAUUUUAUUCAUUAGAUUACACUUAAAGAAUAUAUGACUGUUAAUAAAGAAUUAGAAGGUAAAUUAUCAGCUAAGGAUAAAUAAAUUAAAGCAUUAGAAUAAGAAAAUAGAUAAUUAUUGGAUUCCAUUAAUAAGGGAGAUAUCAGUACUAAAGAAGUCAAAAUCAAAGCUGAAACUUCGGAAAAAAUUAUUGAAGAAUUAUAAUAGCAAAAUCAUAUGUUAAAAUAAAAAUUAGGAGAUAAAAAAUCAAAAUUAACUGCUUUAAGAGAUUAAUUAAAAUAAGCAGAAACUGUUUAUGAAGAACAAGGUUAAAAUUUUGGUAGAGAACUUGAAAGAGUUUAAAAAUUAUGUGAAGAUUUUUCAAAUGAAAUGUAAUCAUAUUUUGUUUUAUUUUUUAUAGAAAAAAUUAAGAAGAACAAAAUAAAGUAUUAGAAGGAGAAUUAUUAAAAUUAAGAGAUGAAUUAAUUAAUAGAGAUGAACAAAUUAGAUAUUUUGAAUAAAUGUAUUAGGAUAUUAGAUACAGAGAUGCUGAUUAAUAAUCAUAAAUUGAAUAUUUAAAUUAAUAACUCAAUUACUAUAAGUCAUAAUUAGAUUAAGCUAUAUAUAAAUAAGAUGAAGCUUAUACUUAAUUAGCUAAAAUUGAAAAAUAACAACAUGUUAUUUUGUAAUCUUAAGAAACCGAAGUUGAAAAAAGAAUUUCCAAUUAUAAAGAUUUACUUGAAAAAAAAAAAUCAAAAAUACAAGAAUAAAAACUAACUAUUGAUAAUUUAAAUUAAAAAAUCACUGAUUUUUAAAGAUUAUUAGAUAACGAAGAAAAAAACAAUUAAAUUUAAAUUUAGGAUUACUAAAAACUAUAACAAAUUAAUUCUGAACUUAAAUCUGUCAUUGAUAAUUAAUAAAACAAAUUGUUAAGUGCAGAAAAUAGGAUACAAAGUCUUGUUCUUGAAAUUUAAGAUUAAAAAUCUGCAUUAUAAAUUAAGAAACAAAAAGUUGAAGAGUUUGAAUUAUAAACUCGAUAAGAUUUUCGUACAAUAGAAUAAGUAUCCUUUAAUGUAUUAUUUUUAGCUUAAAAAUUAAAUUUUAAAUUUAUAAGAACAAACAACUAAAACCUAAUAAUAUAAUCGAGACUUAGAAAAUGAGAUUUAAUUGACAAAACAUGAAAAUAAUAAAACAAUGGAUGAAAUUGAGAUUAAAAUUGAUCAUCUUGUUAAAUAGUUAGCAUAGAGUAAAGAUGAAAUUAAAGAAUAUAAAAAUAGAGAAAAUGAAUUUAAAUAAAAAAUUAAAACUUAGGAAGAUGAAAUACUUAAACAUGCUUAAAAAUGUGCAAAAUAUAAAUAACAAAUUGAAUAGAGUUAGUAUUCUUUAAAAUAAGUAAAUUUUAAAAAUAAUUUUAUAGAUUGAAGAAAAAGUUAGAAUUUAUGAAAGUGAAAGAGAGAUUCAGUCAAGAUAAGUAUUAUAGGUAAAAUAAGAAUAAAAUACAACAUAAAAUAAAUUAAGAGUUUUAGAAGAUAUCCAUUCCUUGAUCAAAAUGCAUAAAAAAAUAUGA
Messenger RNA from Paramecium sonneborni, 1884 nucleotides. NCBI's taxonomy places the organism in Eukaryota, Ciliophora, Oligohymenophorea, Peniculida, Parameciidae. The record is from the annotation of a GenBank genome assembly.